CUUCUCUCAUUCUCUCGAGCAGUUGAUGUAACAUGAGAGAAAGAAUGGAAAGAUUUGUGCUCCUUCCAUUCACUAUUGGCUGCGUUUCCGAGUCUUGCAUUGCUGUUGGUGCACAGCAACAGCCCAGAAGAUCCAAAUCAGAUUUAAAUCCAUCUCCAAUAAGAAGGAAAGAAGAUGAAGAAGAUGAAGAGGAGGAACGAGAUAGCUUAUCGAGUGGCGAAAACAUGAAGAACUCAUUUAGAUCUCUUACUCUUUCAAAGCCAAACAUAUCUAUUGGUAUACAUAGGCUCUUCAAGGGUUUCAAGACUGUUUCUCAAAUGUUUGUGUACAAGGAUGAAAUGGACGAAGAAGACGUGGAUAUGGAAAUAGGGUGUCCUACAGAUGUGAAGCAUGUUACACACAUAGGUCUGGAUAGUCCUGCUUCUGCUCCUGCUUCUGCUUCUGCUUUUGUUUCUGCUACUAGUGCUAGUGCGGCAACAACUGGCCAAAUGAAUAAGGGCUCUAGGGAUGAUUUCAUACCUCCUGCUACCUGGAGGCAAUUUGAACUCUCGAGGGAUUCACAACCUGAUGCUCAUGAUGUCAAUAUCAAUUCAGUGGCUUCUAUUCCUCUUCAUGAAUACUUGUCCAGAGUGAAUUAUGGAAUGAGGAUCGACUGAUGAUGUGGUUAUAUAUUUAAGACUGUAAAUCAUUGCCAAAUCCAAACCAGAGUUCUCUUUCUCUGAAACUAGGAUUUCCAUGUCAUGGUGGUUUCUUGGUGCUUAAAUGUUGUGAUGAGAUAAGUGAUGACUAUAUAUAUUAUGAAUAUAUAAAGUUUAAUGUGGCAUUUCAACAUCUAUAUUCUUCAAAUCAUGAUAAUAAUUAAGCACAAAGGAUUUCUGUUAAAUAACGAAACCAGAGG
This is a messenger RNA of Argentina anserina (silverweed cinquefoil), 898 nucleotides long. RefSeq names its product CRIB domain-containing protein RIC4. The transcript is spliced from 3 exons. The coding region runs from base 33 to 656 and encodes 207 amino acids. The record is from RefSeq and is a predicted model, not a curated record. Lineage: Eukaryota; Viridiplantae; Streptophyta; Magnoliopsida; Rosales; Rosaceae.